AUGGAGUACAAGAGAUCAUCGCAUGUGGAGGAGGAAGACGAGGAGGAUGAGGAGGAAGAAGAAGACGAGGAGGAGGAGGAGGAGGAGGAGGAGGCCAGAGGCCAUCGCUACACCACAGUGGCGGCAGCACCCGUAGGCGCUCCACAGCAGCAGCAGCAGGUGCACGCCCAAGCUCUUGGCCUCGGCUCGCACCCCUCCCUGAUGGAUUCUGCCGCCUUCUCGAGGCCGCUCUUGCCUCCCAACUCAUCUCUGGUGACGCAGCCACCGCUGCCUCCACCGGGCUUCCUGCCGGCUCACCGCCAGCCGCCGCAGCUCCAUCCGAGGAAAGCGGAGAGGGAGAGGGACAGAGCCGCGGGAGCGCAGCAGCCCCAGGUCCGGCGCCACCAAGAACCAGCGAGGAAUGGCGUUCUCGGCGGUGGCGCCGCGCCCGCAUCGGCGGCCUCUACGCUCAGCCUCGCGCCCGUGGGGCCGGUGGUGGAGGCGGCCCAGUGGAGGUACCGGGAGUGCCUGCGGAACCACGCGGCGCGGCUUGGCGCGCACGUGCUCGACGGCUGCUGCGAGUUCAUGCCGUCCGGGACCGACGGGGCCGCCGCGCUGGCCUGCGCCGCCUGCGGCUGCCACCGCAGCUUCCACCGACGCGAGGCGAUCCCCGGUAGCGUCGCGGCCGCGGUGGCGGUAUCGCCCUCGCCGGUGAUCCCCACCGCCGGCGCCAGCGCCAACUCCUCCCGUGUCAUGCCGCUGCUCCUGGCCCCGCCGCACAUGCAUACGCGCCCGCCGCACGUCCCGGUGUCCCCGGCGUCCGCGCCCGCCGCGCUGACUGAGUCGUCGAGCGAGGAGCUGCGCGGCCCCGCGCCCGCGCACCCGGCCGCGCCGACGACGCACCCGUCCCACGCGCAGGUGGCCGUAGCGGGCUCGGCCUCCGCUCCCCCGGCGCCGAGCCAGAAGCGUUUCCGGACCAAGUUCACGGCGGAGCAGAAGGACCGCAUGCGCGAGUUCGCGCACCGCGUCGGGUGGCGCAUCCACAAGCCCGACUCCGACGCCGUGGACGCCUUCUGCGCCCAGGUGGGCGUCUCCCGGCGCGUCCUCAAGGUGUGGAUGCACAACAACAAGCACCUCGCCAAGAUCCCGCCCUCGCCCCCAUCCUCCCACCAGCCGCCGCCGCCGCAGCCUCACCACCACGACCACCACCCACCUCCACCUCCGCACCACAUCCACCAUCACCACCCGCCGCCGCCGCCGCAGCAGCAGCAGCAGCAUGAUGCAUGA
Messenger RNA from Miscanthus lutarioriparius, 1266 nucleotides. Lineage: Eukaryota; Viridiplantae; Streptophyta; Magnoliopsida; Poales; Poaceae. The record is from the annotation of a GenBank genome assembly.